AUGAACGGCGCCGGCGGGAGGUUUAGAUUGAACAAUCGAGGUGGCGGCGGCGGGCAGCGGAAGGACAGAGAUAACGACGAUCUGAUACUGUUCAAGGAGUUGAAUAGACGGGAGAAGGAUCAGGCUGCAAGUCUUCUCCAGCCCAUCUCCGAUGAGUUCGAGGUUAACGCCGCGGGGACUCACCAUUCGUUCUACCGUAUCCCGUCGGGGAAGAAAGACGGAUCGCAGGGCUACGAGUUCUUCGGCGGCGGCGGACAUGGCAAAAACGAUUAUGAUUGGUUAAAAACGCCGCCGGCAACUCCCCUGUUCCCGUCUCUGGAAAUGGAAGCCAGUCGGCCGGACUUAUUGGUCCAGCGGGAGAUCACCGUCGUUCAGCCUCUGUCACGGUUUGCAGCCAGUUCGGAAUCCGGUAAGUCAAGAACAACUAGUACCACAACAAGUCCGCCGACCACAACCAAAUCCUCGCCGUCGAGACCAAAGAUGCCGACCAACAGGUCAUCACUCACUGGCCAACGACCAGCCCCCAAUGUUGCACAACCAGUAGGCAACGAAGUUGGGCCCACACUAGUCCAAUAUGGUCGACCAAAGCCCACUACAGAUCACUACGCUGGGCCAAAACUGCAGCCCAUAAUAGAGAGAGCUACCAAUACCACUACUAUUCCAUCAUCCGUUGGGAAAUCCAAUGUUAAACCGGUCCAACAACCCAAAACCAGGGGAUUGUCUCCUGGAGUAAGAUCCAACAUUGCAACAGUUGCUGCCGCGGUAGCAGCCGAUCACCACUCUCGAACCACAAUUGCUAGCUCCAGGCCCGAUCGCGCUAGCUCGACUAGCCGGAUCAGGCCCAAACCGAUGCCCUUCGGGCAUCAAAAGACCUCCGCGGCCGCUACUACUGCUGUUCCUGCAAAACCGCGGAGCAGCAGCAGUAGCAGCAGGCCACGAUUAUCAUCAACAACUACUACGACUAGGACGACGACUACCGCGACAAAUAAUGAAGGGAACUAUGUGCACAAUCAGAAGAGCCGCGGUGGUGGUACACAGGUGUUUGGGAGUAAAAUGGUGGAUAAAGUAAUGUCUGCCAGAAAAUCUUAUUCUACUACUACUUCAGGGAUUGGACAACAUCUUGAGGCAGUACAAGGAGCUAAUAGUGUGAAGCCAAAGGCUAAGCUCAUUGCUGAAGGUCUUGGUAACGGCGGCGACAAGGCCGGUAAUCUUGCCGGCGCUCCGGCGGCUGGGUUUGGACGGAUUUUGGCUCUCCGCAACAUGGAGUUAAAUCGAGAUCGGAAUAACAGGUCACAUUAUAAUCAGCAUGCCACCAGGUCUUGA
Messenger RNA from Linum tenue, 1323 nucleotides. The record is from the annotation of a GenBank genome assembly. Lineage: Eukaryota; Viridiplantae; Streptophyta; Magnoliopsida; Malpighiales; Linaceae.